Messenger RNA from Mytilus trossulus (common blue mussel), 1821 nucleotides. RefSeq lists its product as uncharacterized. The record is from RefSeq and is a predicted model, not a curated record. Lineage: Eukaryota; Metazoa; Mollusca; Bivalvia; Mytilida; Mytilidae. The coding region runs from base 99 to 1448 and encodes 449 amino acids. The transcript is spliced from 5 exons.
GGAAAUCCCAGUUUUAAUGAAUAGGUUGUAAAUUUCUUUUAUAAACAGUAAAAAUUGAUAUAAAUUUAUAACAAUUCUCAAAAUAUUUAUAGCAUGAAAUGGGAGCAUUGUUAAUGGACCUGACUGCUUCGUCGGCUUUCAUUAUCCUUUUGACAGCCAGUGCGAUUAGUUCAGAGCAAAUAUGUAUAGACAAAAAUAAAACUGUAGAUACCUGUCAGCAACAAGGAGUCAACAUCAGCUGUCCACCUGGUACUGUAAUAUAUCGACCAAAUAUAAAAGCAGCGAGUGAACCAUGUAACAAAAAUCCAUCUUGUAAAGAAAACACGGUAGACCUUCUAGUUGAUACUUCAGACUGUUACUGGAAGCAACGUUGUAAGAUAAGAUUCCCAACAACGCCAUUAUUAAAAUGUUUUGUCGAAGUUGAAUCUCUUUACAUCCGCAAUUGGCAGUGUGUUAAUAUGACAAAAAGUCCCCAAACAUAUAUAGGACAAAUAUGUGACAGUGAAAUAGACCUAGGUUCAAAUAUCAAACAAGGAAUUAUACGAAGUCAUGACAACAUUCCAUGGCUUUAUGGCAAAGAUUCAUUUACGAAAUAUAUAGACACAACGUUAAUAGCUCGGUGUACCAAAACCAUCUACUUAAAACCGGUGGCAGAUGAACGAUUUCUAGUGUCUGUUGACAUGAUGAAUAUAGAUGAAGACAAUGACCAUUUUAGUAUUAAUGGAGUAAAUGUAUCAAACAACAGUUACCAUAGUGAAUUUUCUGCUGCAGAUAGGAAGAUCGUGUUUAGCUUUAACUCAGAUCCUGCUACAACAAAAGGAGGAUCUGGCUUUCUUAUAUGCUUCAAACGAUUGAAUGAUGGAGAGAGAGGAGCAAACACUAUGUCGGCAUGUGAUGGACUAAUAUCAACAGCUAACCAUGCUAACCAACCAGUUGAUAUGAUUACAACGACGCAUGACUUUUGUCUGAAGAAAAAAAGAAUAUCCAAACUUGGUGGAGACGACGACCCAGAUGAAGCCUGUAAACAAAUGAUGUCUCUAUAUCAUAUUUCUACACAAAUGCCUGUUUCAUAUACACAACUAUCAACUCAAGCCCCAGUCAUCUCAGAUGAAUUUUGUAUAAAGUGCUUGAAGAGACAAAGGCUUGGAAAGAAAUGCAAAAAGAAAUGCUGUAAAGGAAAAGUUGUACCAACUAAAUGUCCCAAACCUAAAAGGAAAGGGUGUAACCUACGUGGAAAACGAUUAGACAAGUUAUGCAAGAAAUGUUCAAAUGCAACAAGAUGUAAAAAGAAGUUUAUAAAAAGAUGCAAUAAGUGUUGUCGCAGUCAGAAAGAUAAUCUGUCUAAAUGCAAGAAGAAGACAAAUAAAAGAAGAAAGGGGAAAAAGAGGGUUAAAGGAAAGGAAAAAAAGCGUCUAAGUAAAAAGGAUAAAAAGAAAACAAAUCCAUAAAACUUUAGAACCUGUUUCAUUUAUAUUGAAUUUAUAUUAAUCCUCAAAAUGUAGAUAUAAAAUAAAUUUAUUCAGCUUCCUUUAUGCUGGCCCCUAAACAAAUAUAUACUAGUUCAGUGAUAAUGAACGCCAUACUAAUUUCAAAAUUGUACAAAAGAAACUAAAAUUAAAAUAAUACAAGACUAACACAGGCCAGAGGCUCCUGACUUAUGUCUAUUUUGUUCACACAUCGUUGUAAAUAUAACGGAAUUUGAUGCGACUGUCAUACAAGUGAGAGGUUUAGUGCUGUAAAACAAGGUUCAAUCUACCAUUUUCUCGUGUGAGAAUGCCUGUACCAAGAUAAAAAUAUGACAGUUGUUGUCCAUUCGUUUGA